This is a messenger RNA of Condylura cristata (star-nosed mole), 523 nucleotides long. Its product is annotated as lysine-specific demethylase 4B-like. Lineage: Eukaryota; Metazoa; Chordata; Mammalia; Eulipotyphla; Talpidae. The record is from RefSeq and is a predicted model, not a curated record. The annotation marks the transcript as partial. The transcript has 2 exons.
AGCCCUGGCCCCAUGCACCCCCACCACCCUCUCCUGCCCCAGCUGCCGUGCCCCUCACCCGUGCAGCCCCCUGCUGAAGAGGCGCCUCAGCCGGCAGCCCCCCUGGAACCUUCCGUGCCGGCCCCGGGCCCUGUGACCACUGAGGAGAGCCCCCAGCUGCCACCCCUCAACGUCGUGCCCCCGGAGGCUCCUGGGGACGAGCAGGAGGUGAAGCCACGUCCCAUCAUCCCCAUGCUGUACGUGGUGCCGCGGCCCAGCCAGGCUGUCUGUGACAAGGGCCGCGUGUCCUGCCAGCAGGCCUUUGAGCACUUUGUCCAGAAGGGCCCCACGUGGAAGGAGCAGGCAGCCCCCAUGGAGCUGACAGGUCCCGAGGAGGAGAGUGGACCUCCUGGCGAGGUGCAGGCGGCAUCAACGUUUUCCAAGUUGAAGAUGGAAAUCAAGAAGAGCCGGCGUCACCCUCUGGGCAAGCCACCCACACGGUCCCCACUCUCCGUGGUCAAGCAGGAAGCCUCAAGUGACGAGG